CAAAACAAUGGCCGAAAUAUUGCCUUGCAUUUUACCUUCACUACUGUUUUUAAGUGUGUAAUUCGUAACGCAUUGUUUAGUGUCGGAAAGUCUUAGUAGAAUGGACAGAUGAUUUAAUAGCUGUAGUUUGUGACUGAGCUGCCAGCGGCCAGGCCCACCUUUCGCUGCCAAAAUGAGUGAUGUUGUGGAGAAAACACUGACAGCUCUGCCGAGCCUCCUGUCUUUAGACUCUCAGCCUGGAUCCGCAAAACUGUCCUCCACCUCGAAACUGGGAAACCUCAUUAGAGGAAUCACGGAGUUAACGUCCAAACAUGAAGAAGAGAAACUUAUACAACGUGAGCUAACAUCAAUCAAAGAUCAAGUGUCUUCCCCAAACACCUCCAUGAGGCAGAUGAAGGAGCUGAUGGUGAGAGCAAUCUACUGUGAAAUGCUGGGCUAUGAGGCUUCAUUCAGCUAUAUUCAUGCCAUCAAACUGGCUCAACAAGGCAGUGUUUUGGAUAAAAGAGUUGGUUAUCUGGCUGUGUCACUGUUUCUGAAUGAAAGUCAUGAGCUACUGCUUCUCCUUGUCAACACUGUACUGAAGGAUCUUCAGAGUACUAACCUUAUUGAGGUGUGUAUGGCUCUGACUGUUGUCAGUCAGAUGUUUCCCAAAGACAUGAUCCCUGCAAUCCUUCCUCUAGUUGAGGACAAACUCAAUCAUCCAAAAGAAAUAAUACGACGAAAAGCUGUUUUGGCCCUGUACAAAUUCUACCUGAUAGCACCAAAUCAAGUUCAGCACAUCCACAACAAGUUUCGCAAAGCUUUGUGUGACAAGGAUCCUGGUGUUAUGACAGCCUCGCUACACAUUUACUUACAGCUGAUCAAGGAGAAUUCAGAAGGCUAUAAAGACCUGACGGCGAGUUUUGUCACCAUAUUGAAGCAGGUGGUUGGAGGAAAACUGCCCAUGGACUUUAACUAUCACAGUGUUCCUGCUCCCUGGCUGCAGAUUCAGCUUCUCAGAAUACUGUCAUUACUUGGGAAAAAUGACCAGAGCACAAGUGAAAUCAUGUAUGAAGUCCUCGAUGAGUCGUUAAGAAGAGCAGAGAUGAACCAUAAUAUCACCUAUGCCAUAUUAUAUGAGUGUGUGAAAUGCAUUUACACAAUUCAGCCUAAAUCUGAACUAUUGGAGAAGGCUGCAAAGUGUAUUGGAAAUUUUGUUCUGUCACCGAAGAUUAACCUCAAAUAUCUAGGCUUAAAGGCCCUCACAUACGUGGUCCAGCAGGAUCCUAAACUGGCCCUGCAGCAUCAAAUGACCAUCAUAGAAUGUCUGGAUCACCCUGAUCUCAUCAUCAAGCGUGAGACACUGGAGUUGCUCUUUCGGAUCACUAACGGCCAAAAUGUCACAGUCAUUGUUGAGAAGAUGCUGGAUUUUUUGCGCAUCAGCAAAGAUGACUACACAACUAUUGACUUGGUUGGAAAGGUGGCAGAACUGGCAGAAAAAUAUGCUCCUGACAAUGAAUGGUUCAUUGAGACCAUGAACACAGUGUUUUCACUGGGUGGAGACAUGAUGCAGCCUGACAUCCCAAACAGUUUCCUUAAGCUGCUUUCUGAGGGGUUUGACAGCGAUGAGGAGGACAGGAAGUUACGGCUCUUUGCUGUAGAUUCAUAUGUUUCUCUGCUUCAAAGUGAACCCAACAAACUGCCCCAGCGCUUCCUUCAAGUCAUCAGCUGGGUCCUUGGUGAAUAUUCCCAUUUGAGUGCAGAACUUGAACCAGCCACAGUUAUGACACUUCUGUCUAAGCUGCUGGACCUGAAGCACACGAGCAGUGAAACCAAGAGCUGGGUCCUCAUGGCCAUGACAAAGCUCUGUGAAGGAGGGGUCGCUAUCUCUGUGGCCCAGGACAUUUAUGAAACACACAGUAGCUCCAUGGACACGGUGCUGAGACAGAGGGCACAGGAGCUGCAGCACCUGAGCCAAGACUCUGAGCUGCGAGGCAGGGUGUUGCCACGAGAUGCCGGACUGAUGCCUCUGGAGGUGGAUUCCUCUCUGUCAUUUCUGGAUGGAUUUGUGUCAGAGGCGUUGGCUGCUGGUGCUGCUCCAUACAAGCCUCCACAUCAGCGCCAAGAGGAGCUGGCUCAAGCAAAAGCUCUGAGCCUUGAGCCAUACAGCCUUUCCCUGCCCAUCAGCAUGUCAUCCUGCAGCAUCGCUGACAGGCAGUCACCUACGCUGAUGUCCAUGAGCUCUGGUCUGUCAGGAGAUAGCACCGACCUCUCACAUAAAGGAGGCUCUACAACCUUAAAGCUGGAUGGAGUGAAGAGGGUCUGGGGGAGGGAGGGGUAUUUAGCACAGAGGGAACCUGUUGAGGAAACUGCUCAGGUGGAGGUUCCCAGUCCACUCCGUUCACCCAGCCAACAGGCAGAGGCUGACAGCACUCAAAGCCAGACGCCCACUCCCACAGUGACCCCUGAACUCGAGCAAGACAAACAGCAGCUGGCGUCUUCCCUGUUUGUCGGCCUCGGUUCCCAAAGUUCUGUGUGUCUGAUGGGAAAAUCUGACCCAACACCACAGAGAUUCAGAAGAAAAGCCCAAGGUCGGGCCUCGUCCUCAGGUGCCAGUGAGAAAACACCCACCUCCCUUGGCUCCACACCCAGCCCUGUAGAUAACUUACUUUGUAACAGCCUAUUGGACUCAAACCUCGUUUCCGAACCAACCAACCAGACUCCUCAAGCAUCUCAGAGCCUCGAUACUACCAAUGGAAACUGUCACGAAGAGUUAACUGAUGUAAAGGAAAAUAACCCCUCUCUCAUCCACAAUAAUGAAGAACCAGACAAACCUAAAGAUUUGUGUCUCAGUUCACAUCUUCCCACAGAACUCUCUGGACUCUCCCACUCAGAAAUCACUCCUCUGUGCUCUAACCAAAGUGUGAAUCUGUCAGCCUGUCAUGUACAGAAAGAGGACUCUUUACAGUUAGUCAUUUUCAUUUUCAACUCCUCUGACUCUGCCCUUCAGCAGAUGCAGCUUCAGGUUGACUCUGGGGAACUGAAGCUAUCUUUAAUAACUGACAGUCCAGUAGAGGAGGUGAGAAGCCACAGUGUAGCAGUGUGUCACUAUUCUGUGACUGUGAAGAGGCCUUCAGUUCAUGUGGAAGUUCUCGGGAUGCUGUCCUACCAGCUGCCCGGUGGAACUCCUCAGACAAUUCAAUUCUCACACAAACUCCCACUAACCACCUUCAUCAGACCGCUGACAUUGUCAACAGAAGAGUACGGGUCGAUGUGGUUGGCUUUUUCUCAGGACACGAAACAGAACCUGACGCUGAUCAAUGAUGACCAAGACCCUCUUACAACCACGCUGAAUGUCCUGAAGAAGAAACUUCAGCUUCAUGUUGUGGAAAUCAUAGGUGUGGAAGGUAUCGUGGCAUGCCAGCUGGUCCAGGAUCAGCCAUGUCUGAUGCACUGUCGUGUGCACGCCGGCACGCUGGCUGUGUGGCUGCGCUCUCCAGUUCCUGACCUGCCUGAUUGCCUGUUAUACCACUGUCAGAGGGCUUUACAGGAGCACUGAUACCCACAUACAACACCUCCACCUGCUCCACAACGACCUGACUGACUCAAGCACUGCAGAAGAAGACAUGGAUAGUGGUGGGCAGAGUAGAGAAGGCAACAGAGCAGUCCUUCAUCACGUUUUACUUUGCAGGAUUUGGUUUUAUGUCCAUAUAUUGUUGAUUUUUAAGUCAAAUUGUUCAGACAUUUUGAAGGUUUACAGUUUACUAUGCGUAAUGGUGUGGUAAUAACCUCAGGGCCUAAAGGUUGUAUGGUUCUGUGGAAGUUUGAUAUUUCAGAAUAACUUAAACAAAUAUGUCUUAAAGGAAUGAAAUGGAAUUAUGACUUUUGGAGCUUUGCAUUUUGAUGAAUUUAAUACUUUGUAUGAUUUAAUCUGAGAGCAGAAAAACAUGAAUCUACACAUUUUGUUCCAGUUAAUAGUCAUGUGUGUUCCACUACAACACCUCCACUGACACAACUAGACCACCGUCAUCCUCAUCUACUGUAGUUUUUUUGGUUCUCUUUUUCACUGAAGCACUGCCGUGACAGCAAACCCCAUUUUGAGUUAAAUGUUUAGACAAGGGUUAACAUCUUAAAAUUAUCAACUGAUCCCAUCUUACGUUUGUUUUCUUUAAAUCAUCCAAAUUGAUGAUCAGUUGAUAUUACAAGCAAACAUAAUUUAACAUUGUGUACCCAGUGUGUGACUUGCAUUGGUUCAUUUGUGUCUGAUUUCACACAUUUGGUAGAUUU
Messenger RNA from Sphaeramia orbicularis (orbiculate cardinalfish), 4266 nucleotides. RefSeq names its product adaptor related protein complex 4 subunit epsilon 1 (gene ap4e1). The coding region runs from base 173 to 3538 and encodes 1121 amino acids. Lineage: Eukaryota; Metazoa; Chordata; Actinopteri; Kurtiformes; Apogonidae. Gene Ontology annotation, biological process: vesicle-mediated transport; intracellular protein transport. The record is from RefSeq and is a predicted model, not a curated record. The transcript has 21 exons. Gene Ontology annotation, cellular component: membrane coat; AP-4 adaptor complex.